Messenger RNA from Cariama cristata (Red-legged seriema), 1407 nucleotides. Its product is annotated as macrophage mannose receptor 1-like. The annotation marks the transcript as partial. The transcript has 12 exons. Lineage: Eukaryota; Metazoa; Chordata; Aves; Cariamiformes; Cariamidae. Gene Ontology annotation, molecular function: signaling receptor activity. The record is from RefSeq and is a predicted model, not a curated record.
GGUUGGAAGAGACAUGGUUUUUAUUGUUACUUCAUUGGAAAUACAUUCAUAUCAUUUUCUCAAGCGAAUGAAACCUGUGGAAGACAUCAGGCCUUUUUAGCAACUAUUGAAGACAGAUAUGAGCAAGCCUAUCUGACUAGCCUGGUUGGGCUGAGAACGGAAAGAUACUUCUGGAUUGGACUUUCAGAUGUAGAAGAAAAGGGAACGUUCAAAUGGGCUAAUGGUGAAUCUGUCUUAUUUACACACUGGAAUUCUGAAAUGCCUGGAAGAAAGCCAGGCUGCGUUGCCAUGAGGACUGGAAUUACAGGUGGAUUAUGGGAUGUAAUAAAAUGUGAAGAAAAGGCAAAGUUCCUGUGCAAAGUGUGGGCAGAGGGAGUGACGCUUCCACCUGCUCCUACAACAACUCCUAUCCCCCGGUGUCCAGAAGGUUGGGACUCAAACAAUCGUAUUAGCUUCUGUUUCAAACCUUUUUCAAGAGGAGAGCAAAAGAAAACAUGGCUUGAAUCUCAAGAGUUUUGUCGAGCUAUAGGAGGAGAUCUGGCCUCCAUUAACGGUAAAGAAGAACAGUAUGUGAUAUGGCGUUCUAUUGCGAACAAUGGCUAUUACCACCAGCAUUUCUGGAUGGGCUUAUAUUACUUGAAUCCUGAUGAUGGCUUUGUUUGGAGUGACGGAUCUCCAGUGAGGUAUGAAAACUGGGGCUUUGGAGAACCCAAUAAUUAUCAAGGAAUUGAACUUUGUGCAGAGAUCAGUGGUGAUUCCAGCAUGCUUUGGAAUGACAGGCACUGUGAUUACCUAUAUGGAUGGAUUUGCCAGAUAAGAAAAGGGGCAAGUGUGAAGCCUGAACCAACAGAAUCUCCUGCACCCAAAUACAAGACUACUGAGGAUGGAUGGAUUAUGCAUGAAGACAAACAAUAUUAUUUCAGCACGGAGAGUGUUCCUAUGGAAAAAGGUCGGGAGUUCUGCAAAAGGAACUUCGGAGAUCUUGCUGUCAUUGAGAGUGAAAGUGAAAGAAAGUUCCUCUGGCGAUAUAUCUUGAAAAACGGCAAAGAGGAUUCAUAUUUCAUUGGUUUACAACUGAGUGUUGACCAACGGACAAGUUGGAUGGAUGGCACUCCAGUGAGUUAUUUGGCAUGGGCACCACAUGAACCUAACUUUGCAAAUAAUGAUGAAAACUGUGUAGUUAUGUACAAGAAUUUAGGAUUUUGGAAUGAUAUAAACUGUGGUUAUCCAAAUCCCUACAUAUGUGAAAGGCACAAUAGUUCCAUUAAUUCAACUGUUCCUCCAACAACAUUUUCAACUCCAAGAGGAUGUCAUCCAACUUGGCUUUCCUUUCAUAACAAGGAAAGGUGCUUUUUUGAUGCUUCUAAUGAAGUGGCAGAUAAGCAUAUUCAGUUGCAGCUGACGAAA